Messenger RNA from Pimephales promelas (fathead minnow), 1412 nucleotides. It is a transcript of the gene wbp2, whose product is annotated as WW domain binding protein 2. Gene Ontology annotation, cellular component: nucleus. NCBI's taxonomy places the organism in Eukaryota, Metazoa, Chordata, Actinopteri, Cypriniformes, Leuciscidae. The record is from RefSeq and is a predicted model, not a curated record. Gene Ontology annotation, molecular function: transcription coactivator activity; chromatin DNA binding. Gene Ontology annotation, biological process: positive regulation of DNA-templated transcription.
GCGUGACCUAUGGCGGAAGUGCAGGUGGAUCAUUGAGCUCUGCUCGUAGAAUGUAGAACGUCAAUUUUACGCAAACAGAAAACAAACAUGGCCCUUAACAGCAAUAAUUCUGAAUCUGGAGGAGUUAUCAUCAACAACAGCGAAAGUGUCUUGAUGUCACAUGAGAAUGUGGAGCUGGUGUUCAGUGACGCAGAACGCUUGCCAGAACCCUUCAGAAAAAGCAAGAAGGGAAGCAUCUACCUGACACCUUACAGGGUGAUCUUCUUGACUAAAGGGAAGGACCCUCUGCAGUCUUUCAUGAUGCCCUUUUAUCUUAUAAAGGGCUGUGAGGUCAAACAGCCAGUGCUUGGAGCAAACUACGUCAAGGGCACAAUCAGCGCCGAGCCUGGAGGUGGCUGGGAAGGUUCUGCAACCUUCAAGUUGAUCUUCUCUGCUGGAGGAGCGAUUGAGUUUGGACAGUACAUGCUACAGGUGGCAUCACAGGCAUCCAGAGGGCAACCAGUGACGGGAAAUUUCGGCUGUCCUUACAUGGCGAACGGGGCGUACGCUUACCCUCCACCUCCUCCUGCUAAUGGCAUUUAUCCCGGACCCGCUCCUCCUGGAUAUGUCUUUUCUGGACCUCCACCUCCAGGUGGCGCCUGGUUUGAUGGACCCGCAGCCUACAUGCCUCCUCCCCCAUAUACAGCUCCAGCGGACCAAGCUCCUCUCGACCCAGACCUGCCCAGGACCCCUGCAGCGGAGGCAAAAGCAGCUGAAGCUGCAGCGAGUUCCUCUGCAACUACUUAUGCUCCGAUGCGGGUCUACCUGCCGGAGGACAAACCCCCACCCUACUCCCCACCGGAUGACAAGAAGAACCAGUAGACGCGUCUGCAGCGAGCGAGCGCACAUCCUCUCCUCUCUCCGUAUUCUUCAUUUCAUCCUCUCACCGUCUCCCGCCACACUUGACCAGACUCGCGGCGACUGGGGCUCCAGUAGGGGGCAUUAACAUGACCUGGCCUGUGUAGAGGGACGAGAGAGACACGCCAAUAAAACAACUAAUGAAUUCAUAGCUCGUGAAUGAAAGGGACCUACAAUCCGACAGUAAAUGAUUGAGCUUUUCUAAAUUUAUUUAUGACCUGAUUUUGUAUAGAUUGAGAAGUAUUUUGCUAGUUGCACAAGAGUUACGGACAAGGCCCAAAAACGUGGAUGUUCUCAUUAACCCGACUAAUAUUAGAUGCAGGAUCACAUGAGCUUCACUGGCUGUUGCUGCUCACUUGUUAAACACUCAGUCGUCUCAAACGCCUUUAAAAACCAAACACUUCCGGAUACAUAUUCGCUGCUAAUCAAUGUGAACGCGUAAUCCGUCAAAUGCAUCGCUUAGCUAAAACUUUUAUUGUGCAGCGAGUUUCACUUUUACGGAGGCGUAUUGCAUU